Saccoglossus kowalevskii is the source of this 1625-nucleotide messenger RNA. Its product is annotated as proton channel OtopLc-like. Gene Ontology annotation, molecular function: proton channel activity. The record is from RefSeq and is a predicted model, not a curated record. Gene Ontology annotation, biological process: proton transmembrane transport. NCBI's taxonomy places the organism in Eukaryota, Metazoa, Hemichordata, Enteropneusta, Harrimaniidae. Gene Ontology annotation, cellular component: membrane.
GCUGAUGAUCUAGUUGUUACGACUAGUAUAGUGUUCCUGUGAAAAUGGCCACCUCGUAUAGAGCAAUUAAUGCUGAUUUGCCGGACUUCGAGACCAUUUCAUUAAAUUCUGUGGACAUUGACGAAUACAGGAAUCUUAUAAGAAAAAGGGCAGUCAGCAAAGAAGAGUCACCGGGCGGUACCGUAUGUGGACAGCUAGCUGGCAUCACAUUGGUCGUUAUUGGAGUCGCCUUAACUCUGACAUUUAUACUCAAACAUGGUGAGAAAGUGGCUGAGCAAGACAACGAUGGGUACUUCAUAUUUGUGUAUACCACCUCGAUAUGUUCAAUGAUUCUGCUAAAGUUUGUUUUCAUUCGCCCAAGGUCCGGCGACGAGUUUGUACAACGGAACGCCAGGUCGCACUAUUUAUUCGUUGGCGCAGUCUUGUUUGGGGCUUGUGCUAUGCUAUACUGUGGGUUGACAGUGGCGGCUGUCUAUGAUAAGAGUUAUAUCGGAGCUAACACUACAACUGCUGUUUCGUCAAUAUGCCGUAUAUUGUUCACUUUAGCACAGUUACUAUUUGUGUGUGAAUAUUCCAACGUAUGCAUCAACAAAUAUAAUUUAUUAGCAAGAUUAGGCGUGAUAUGCAUCUGGGCCGGUAAUAUUGGUACAUGGUGUCGGCUGUAUACAAAGGAAACUUCGGAAACAUGGAUCACAAAGGAUGAUACAGGUGAACUCAGGUGCAGUAACCCGGAUGUCAAUAAUACCCAAUGGCUAGAUCUGAAAGAUUCAACUGUUAACAACUCAACCGAGCUCACCUUCAUGAGUAUCCUGCACUCGGCUUCCGCGUUGUUGGUACCUGCAGCGAUGGAGUAUGAUAUCAUUAUGUCCGGGGUGAUGUUUUAUAUGUAUACAAACGUUGGUAACACGUGUGUCAUCGAGGACAUACGACCCAGGGUGCGCAAAAACAGAAGUCUGAAAAACAGUUACUUUGGGUUUGCAUUGGGUAUACUUGUGAUCGUGUCAUCAUUUGCGAUAUGCAUGGGGUAUAUCAGAGAAGUCAGCAAAGACCCUUUCGAAGCAGAAUCUAUGUACUAUGGUUAUGUAGGCACCAUGUAUUUAAUGACUGUGAUUGCCUCGCUUGCUGGAUUCUUGCGAAUACGUAACAGCGACUGGAUUUAUAAUGCAUCUGCGAGGAACGACAAACAACUUGAGACCGGACUGUUACUGCUAUCUUCCGUUGGUCAGUUAAUACACCCAAUUUUCGCCUGCGUUGCUGCUUAUUACUCGGUCGAUUCUUACCGACAUUUACACAAUGCAAUAGUUUUAUUGGUGAAGGAGAGUCUUCGAAUCGUGGGUGUGUUUGCACAAGUCACUUUUCUAGUGGAAACACUUCACAGAUCUCCACCACCUGGUCAAUCGAGAGCGAUUAUAGUUCGACAGUUUGUACUGUUUUUAAUCCUUUCGAAUUUCACGCUGUGGCUUUUGACUUUCUACGAGCUCCAGUACAUUUACGUCCACCCUGUACAGUAUUGCUUCUAUGGCAAAAUUGCAUGGUCGCUUAUAGUGCACCUAUCCUCCCCACUAGAAAUGUACUUCCGAUUUCAUUCUGUUAUACUGAUGUUGGAGAUUUGGGAAAGCUUUUAA